CCUCGUACCAGAGGGAGGCCCCUGUUCUCCUCUAUGUGUCGUAUCUCAUAAGAAGAUCAUCUGCUUUUCAUUUCCUCUGGACUGGAUCUCCCACAUAUCUGCGUUUGAGCUAUCGUCUUUGCCACUUUUUCUUUGGAAGCAGCGCAUUCACAUCACUCCUUGUCUAAACUACUACUAUACUAUUUCAGCUCUGCGGUCAGAAGAUGAGGUUGUGCCUCCUAUUCUGCUUCCUCUGCCUGAUGGCUCCUAUUGGCUACAGUCAGCGUCCAGGUCCUCCUGGCCCCAAAGGUGACAAAGGAGAUCCUGGGUCAAUGGGGCUGAAUGGUAUGCCUGGACCUCCAGGUGAGAGAGGUAUAAAAGGGUAUAGGGGAUUAUCUGGAGCACCUGGAGCACGUGGAGUACCUGGAGUACCUGGACCAUGGGGAGUACCUGGAGCACCUGGACCACCCGGAGCAGCUGUAAUGUGUGGACAAGAUCCCUUUGAGUCUGUUGGCCAGGAUAUUGAAGCCUUACAGAAGAGCGUUGCUAAGUUAGACUUGGCUAUAAAUUAUGACUUUGUCCGGAGAGCUGGUCAGAAAUACUUUGUGUCGUACAAGGACAGAGGCUCUUUCUCCAGGGCCCUGGAGUUCUGCUCCCAGCGGGGCUUAGAGCUGGCUUUGCCCCAGAACGAGGACGAGAACAACAUACUGACUCAGGUGUUUGGUGAAAUUGACAAAAGGGCCUGGAUCAGCGUCAACAAUAAAAAAGCGGAGGGGAAUUUUGAGACUGAUAUGAAAAACAGACCUCUGACCUUCACCAAAUGGGGAGAAGGGCAGCCAGACAGAUCCAUUGAGGAUACAGGCUGCACCAUGCUGUCAGAGAACGGAGUCUGGCGAGUGACACGUGAAUGUUACCUGAAUGCUUACAUCAUCUGUCAGCUAUAGAAAGGUCUUGAAGGCCAGGUUAGGAACAACUGCUCUGAGAAAUGUUGCCAUUCAGAUGUAGAUGAGGAACUUAAAGAAAAGCUGCAAGUGACACAAAAAUGCUUCAAUCAUUUGUCAGUUUCAGAAAGGUGUCAUGUCCUUUGCAAGUACUGCUUUAAGAGAACAUUUAAAUGCACUCAAACACGUGACUCAUAUCAUAUUUUUGCCUUAACUUUUGAUUAAGUGAAAAGCAACUUUCUUAACCAGGACAAUCAUCUGUACUUUGAUAUUAGCAUAUUAUCAUCAGGUUACUCAUUUUAAAUGUCACCAGAACCGAUCUCACAGCACAGCUGAUGUCUUUCACCUGUAUUUUUGUUCAGUUUGUCAGACAAGGUAGAGAUCAUGAAAUAAUUAUUAUAUAUACUGUCUAAUAUCGUGCAGGGAAAAAAACAACUGUCUAUCGUCUCUUUAAUCAACGAUAGUUGAUCUGAUCACCAAUUGACACAAUGGCGGGGAGCAGUGUCAUUGUGCUGUUGUCCAAUGGAUUGAAUAAAAUGUUAAACCUCUCUUCAUUCUGCAGGGGUUACAUGGAAACUGCUUCAAGGACCCAGUUUAGGAGCAUUUUCAUCAGAAUUAUUUGCUUGCAGAUGUAAUAGUUUCACAAAAACAGCUGUUUUCUCUUAACUUCUGUUCUUAAAAAAAGUAGAAUUACUGUAUAUCAGCGCGGCAGCAUGGCAUUAUAACUGUUGCACAGACAUAUUGAAAAUAACUGGAUAAAAAUAAAAAAUAAUGCAACAAAACUGGCGUAUUCUGAGAG
Chelmon rostratus (copperband butterflyfish) is the source of this 1719-nucleotide messenger RNA. Its product is annotated as pulmonary surfactant-associated protein D-like. The record is from RefSeq and is a predicted model, not a curated record. Bases 204 to 923 code for a protein of 239 amino acids. NCBI's taxonomy places the organism in Eukaryota, Metazoa, Chordata, Actinopteri, Chaetodontiformes, Chaetodontidae. The transcript is spliced from 5 exons.